Molecule: messenger RNA, 1416 nt
Organism: Seminavis robusta
Lineage: Eukaryota; Bacillariophyta; Bacillariophyceae; Naviculales; Naviculaceae
Source: the annotation of a GenBank genome assembly
AUGACGACCAAGAAGCACGCCGACAAGAAGCCAAAGAUGCGCCGAUUUAAAGCCAGCAAUCUCCACAUGGUGUUGCCUGAAGACACCAUCAAAGGGCUCAAAGAAGGAACCAUUGAUGUAAAGGACGUGGCUGCGGCUCUUGGUGCCAAGCAACUUGAUGACAAUUCGACGACAAAAUUAACAGGCAUUCUUAACCACUGGCACCGCGCAGUUGCAACUGGGCUUGCAAAGAUGGCAUUUGGUGUUCCACCUGGGAAUAGUGCCUCAGACCACAGCAUCAGCAUUGCCAUUGUAAAACUUGCAACUGACCUUUUAUCAGGCUUGCAAAUGAUCUACCGCUCAUUGAGUGCAGUGGAAGGACUCCCAUUCGAUGACUUGGACUAUUGGCUGGUGAAGAUCUUCCAGCAGGAGCAUGACCGUUUGCUUUUGAAUUUGACUGGUGAGAUUAUCAAUAUCACUGGGCACCCUCCGGCAUACCAUUCACCUGCCUUCAACACAUCAUUGGACCACUUUGGCUCUAUCUACAAUGGCUUCCAUGGACCCCCUCCUAAACAUUUGCAUGGUGAACUGCAGGCUGGCCUCCACCAUUAUCACCAGGCGCAGUUCGCCUGUGGAGGGGUUGCAUUUGGCGAUGACCUUGCCCAGACCACAUGCUGGGAAUGUGGUGUUGACAACCAGGAUGUUUUCAAGUGCUCAGGCUGUGAUGCUGCAAGGUACUGUGGUUCGGAGUGCCAGAAGAAGAGCUGGAUAGAAGGACACAAAAGCAGGUGCAAAAUGUUGCAGAAGCAAUACCAGGUUUUACGGACAAAUGAAAAGGUCAUCACCAAAGCCUUGAAGGCAGGUUCCAUUACUCCAUCAUCCACAAUUGCACCAAAUCCACAUAUUGACAUGGCCAUCCUCCUCCCUGGUACCGGUACCGUAAAAGUAUAUCCCAGAACUGAGAGAAAUACUGAGAGCCUGUACCUGUGGUAGUGGAUCCUACAGGACGUAUUGAUCAAGGUAUCCAACACCAGGCGACACCUGGUGUAUGCUGGUUGAUCGUUCGUUCAUUCAUACCAGUGAGCGAACGAAACGUCACGUCCUCGCACAUAAGAAAAAUGAGGCUCGCACCUCUACUACUCACCGUUAAGAUAACGUCGCACCUCUAUUAUCUCGAAAACUCGAAAAAGCAAAGUCCUCGCUCGCUACUACUAGCUACUACCAGUGCUAGCUAGCUAGAGAGAGUACGUUCGAAAAGCACAAGUCCACGAAAUCGCUACCGGCACGAAAAAGCACAAGUCCACGAAAACGAAAAAGAUCAAGUCCAUGCAUGUAACAAACUCACUAUAAGGCAUGGCUACCAUGCUGAUUAAACUAAGGUCAACUUUACUGAGCACGAACAAUGCAAAGAUCCUCAUGCAGACUGCCCAUAAUGGU